UGAAUCAUAACAUGUCAACAGGAACACAUAACAGUCGCUACAUUAUGUAUUAUAAAUCUAGCCGUUAAGUCGUGGCGAUUAUUCACAUGCGGAGCGUGGUGGUAGUGAACUAUUAUAGUUUGCAUCCGCCGUUUAAACGACAGAGAAGAAGGCCACAAAACAAGAAAGGAAGUAAACACACGCAACCAGCACACAAAGUUCAAGAACGCACUAUGAAGAACUGGUAGUACAAGUAAUUGUUAUCUCGUAUGAAUCUUUUAACGAGAAUACUUGUUGGGACGAAAUCUGAUCUACGUCGUUGUUAUGUAAAUGACCGCGCAACAAAAGAGGGAUCGCUUUGUCGCGUUUCUUUGGACAGAAGCCAGCCUGCCCUCAAAAAGGCUGAGAAGGACGCUUUAUCGACUCAACUCCAGUCGAGUUAUAUUUCACACUUCAACUGUUUGUAGGAGCUUGUCGAUUAGUUUGAUAACAUUUGAAACCAAGAGGAAUAGCAUCAAAUUACUACUCGGACUCACCACAGUUGUAUGUUGUUGUUUUUUUUAAACAGCAAUACAUUCCAGUGGUAUGGGACAUACCUCUGGAUACCUGCAUAUUUUGACUCUGUUGGGCUGUCUACUUAUACUGUAUUUGUGUCUACUUUCGAUUGCACCGUCUCAUUUCCGGCAUUGUGAACGGGAGCUGUGCUUCGCGUCCUACUAUGGAGACCACAUGGUGCUGCAGAGGUCUCCGGAGAGAGCGGUUCUAUGGGGUUACGGCCCUGAGGGCGAGCAGGUCACCGUCUAUUUGUCAGGACCGAUAAAACAAGAGAGCUCACCAGUCACUGUGACCAAAGGCAUCUGGCGAGUCACCCUAAACCCCGUUGAGGCUGGCGGUCCCUACAACGUGACUGUAGCCCUUCAGAACACCUCAGCCACGCUGACCGAUGUGCUAUUCGGGGACGUUUGGCUUUGCGGGGGCCAGAGCAACAUGUACUUCAAAACAUCACAGAUUUUCAAUGCAUCAGAGGAACUUGCCCUUGCGGACAAGUACCCUCACGUGAGAACCUUCAUGGUAGCCUUGCGUAUGAGUGAUACUGAGCUGACUGAUCUGAAGGGAGUGGCUCUUCCGUGGUCUGUGACUGAAUCGAGUGGUCUGGCCGAGUUCUCUGCAGUGUGUUGGCUCUUUGGCCGUUACAUGUACGACAACUUAAAGUACCCCAUUGGACUGGUAGAGUCCUGCUGGGGGGGCACUCCUGUUGAAGCGUGGUCAUCUUCAAGUGCUCUUCAGAAAUGUGGACUGAACGGCACACAAAGGUCUAAAACUGCAAACUCAGUCCUGUGGAAUGCGAUGAUCCACCCGCUGCUCAACAUGACCCUUAAAGGGGCCAUCUGGUACCAAGGUGAACAAAAUGUAUACUACCAUCAAGAUAAGUACAGCUGUUCUUUCCCUGCCAUGAUUGAUGAUUGGAGGGAGGCCUUUCACCUGGGCUCAGGUGGGCAGACUGCCUUGGACUUUCCCUUUGGAUUUGUCCAGCUGUCCACCUACAUAAAAGGCUCCACAGAUGACGGCUUUCCAAACAUCCGCUGGCACCAGACAGCUGACAGAGGCUUUGUGCCCAACUCUCGUCUGCAGAGGACCUUCAUGGCUGUGGCAAUGGAUUUACCUGAUGAGACUUCACCGUACGGCACCAUCCACCCCCGUGACAAGCAGGAUGUGGCUUACAGACUGACACUGGGAGCGAGGGCGGUGGCCUACAAUGACACCGUCGUGGCCUUCCUUGGACCUUUCCCAAAACAAAUCUUGUCUACUCCGAUGCAUGUCAACAUCACCUAUGACCAAAUAGUCUCUGUCACACCAUCCGAAGACAUCUUUGAGAUCUGCUGCUCGCAGUCGCAAGCUCAAUGUGGGCCUCAGUCUGUCUGGAUUCCAGCUCCCAUCAAGCAUUGGGGUCCCACCACCAUCCAGAUCGCCGCCCACGUCUGCCCACCCUCUACUGCAGUAGCGGCUGUUCGUUAUGCAUGGAAAGACUGGCCUUGUGACUUUAAAGCUUGUCCGGUCUACAGUGCAAACUCUGUCUUACCUGCGCCCCCUUUUAUUAUCAUCAAACGUUAACAGUCUUUUUGGUUUUAUUUAUUUGUAAUACACACAAUUUCCAUACAUAAUUUUCACAGAUAAGAAUGUUGAUAAGAAUGUUAUGAGAAUGCUGCAUUCAAAGUCAACCUGGAGUAAGUGUAACUGACUUAGAGGCAAAUAAUGUGAAAUUGUUUGGUCCCACAAAACAUUAAAAAUCACAUUUGUUACUUUGAA
Doryrhamphus excisus (bluestripe pipefish) is the source of this 2286-nucleotide messenger RNA. It is a transcript of the gene siae, whose product is annotated as sialic acid acetylesterase. Gene Ontology annotation, biological process: carbohydrate metabolic process. Gene Ontology annotation, molecular function: sialate O-acetylesterase activity. Lineage: Eukaryota; Metazoa; Chordata; Actinopteri; Syngnathiformes; Syngnathidae. The record is from RefSeq and is a predicted model, not a curated record.